Aspergillus clavatus NRRL 1 is the source of this 834-nucleotide messenger RNA. RefSeq lists its product as uncharacterized. The record is from RefSeq and is a predicted model, not a curated record. NCBI's taxonomy places the organism in Eukaryota, Fungi, Ascomycota, Eurotiomycetes, Eurotiales, Aspergillaceae. The coding region runs from base 1 to 834 and encodes 277 amino acids. The transcript has 2 exons.
AUGACUAGCUUCAAGCUCAACGGCCUGACCCCAGGAAGGGAGCUCGUCUCUUCCAUCUCAAAACUCCUGGAUGGGUAUAACAUCCCAAGCGUACUCUGGGGCGACUGCCUGCUAAGCGUCUACGGAGUCCCCAGCGGCUGCAACGACAUCUCGUUCGUCAUCCCCGACGACCUGAUGGAGAGGGCCCAGGAUGCCGUCAAAGAAGCAUACUUCGUCCCGUGUCCCCGGGGCGAAAAAUGCCCCGUCGUCAACCCGCGGCGCACCAGCCCCAUACCCCACGCGCACUUCCACAUCCGCGAAGGUAAGCUCCUCGAACCCGCCGUGACGCUGGACCUGCAUCUAAAAUCCCAGCUCCUGUGGGCGAUGCCCGAUUUCCCCCUCGGAAUCCUGCCGGGUAAUCCUAACUUCAUGUAUACCAGUGACCCCAGACUCCCAGAGGAGGACAAAGCGUGCCACAGAGGCCGCUUCCCGGCGUCCCUGUACCCCGUCAAGAUGCCCGCGGUGAGCCGAUUCGCCGAGGCGCUUGUGCUGCUGUACUGCCGCGACGCGGACCCCGAGGUCACGAACCGUGGAGCGCACUGGCAGCUGCUGCAUCGGUAUGUGGUGGUCUAUUGCUGCGAUUGGCAUGGUAUGCUGGAUCUGGGGCUGCUGAAACCGCGUCUGGCGGAGUACUAUGCGCUGUGGGCGAGGGAGCCGCCGUAUGAGGCGUGGUUAUAUGCGAGUAGGCUUGCGGCGCAGAUGAGGGAGAACGGGGAGUUGCCGCCUCCGCCACUGCCGCAUCGGCCUGCGGGGGGUGCGUCGUUGGGGUGGGAUUGGGUCGGUGGUUCUGUGUGA